This is a messenger RNA of Brachypodium distachyon (stiff brome), 2210 nucleotides long. RefSeq names its product protein IQ-DOMAIN 31. The coding region runs from base 231 to 1898 and encodes 555 amino acids. Gene Ontology annotation, molecular function: protein binding. The record is from RefSeq and is a predicted model, not a curated record. The transcript has 7 exons. NCBI's taxonomy places the organism in Eukaryota, Viridiplantae, Streptophyta, Magnoliopsida, Poales, Poaceae.
UUUUGCGUCUUUCGUCUCGCCCGACGGCCUCCACCGCUGCAGAACAAAUACAGUAAACCUUCUUCGGCUGUUUGCCCGCAUUUGCAGCCUGCAAUGGAGGCUUGAGGAGCGGGAGAGGGAAGGGGAAAUAGAAAUCUAGGGUUCCUCCGAUCGGCGCGUCCUAAUCCGGCGCGGCAACGCAGGCCUGUCCAGGUCCAGAAUUUCCGGUGUUUGGGCAGUUUUAGGCUACUAUGGGGAAAUCCCCAGCGAAGUGGAUAAAGUCUGUGCUCCUCGGGAAGAAAUCAGCAAAGUCCAAUUCUAUCAAGAAGGCUGCAAAUGGAAACAGUUACCCUGCUGGGAAGGAGGCUGCAUUCCCUGAUAACUCUCCUGUGAUCUCAGACCCGGUACUUGUUAGCUCUCAUAAUAAUGGAGCGGCGUCCAACUUGACAAAUGGAAGGGCAGUGGAAACUAUGGUUCAAAUUGAGCUUGACAUGCCAGUUAGUCCUGAGAAACUGAGAGAAGAACUAGCGGCAGUGAAGGCCCAAGCAGCUUUCCGAGGUUACCUGGCACGCAGGGCAUUCCGCGCACUAAAAGGUAUCAUAAGACUUCAGGCACUAAUUCGAGGCCAUCUUGUAAGGAGGCAGGCUGUUUCAACUCUUCGUGCAACAUGGUUGAUUGUGAAGUUUCAAGCUCUAGUUCGUGGAAGAAAUGUUAGACUUUCUAGUGCUGACCUGCCAUUUGUGAAGCUUGGCCAACAUAAGUUAGGGAGUGCUAAAUCAUCCGAUGCAUGGAAGGAGAAGCUAUCUUCAAAUGCAUAUGUUCGAAAGCUUUUGUCUGCACCAGUUUUGGCACAAGCUCUUCGUUUUCAGUAUGACGAGAGGGACCCCAAUUCAGCCUACAACUGGUUCGAAAGAUGGACAAUAAGCUGUAUUUGGAAAGCUGUUUCCCUACCAAAAAGAGUUGCUGAUGGGAAACCACAAGGAAGGAAGACCAGUUAUGCUAUGGAAACCAAGUCAGCAAAGUUAAAACGCAAUGUUCGGAAGUCUUCUGCCGCCACUGGCGAGACUCAAACAAACAUGACCCCCGAACCUGAAAAACCAAAACGAAAUCCGAGGAAAUUCUCUAGCUCACCUGCAGACUCGGUGCCAGAUAGCCAGUUAUCUGAACUUGAGAAGGUUAAAAGGAACCUUAAGAAAGCAGCUAACUCCAUGGCUGAAGCCUCUAAGAUAUCUAAUUCCAUGGCUGAAGCUUCAAAAGUACCUAAUCCCAAGGCUCACGCCUCAAAGGUAUCUAAUUCCGUUGCUGAUGUGCCAAAGGUAUCUAAUUCCAUGGUUGAAGCCUCAAAGAUGCCUAGUCUAGUAAAUGGGAUCUCUGACCAUCAAGAUGACCAAUGUGAGAAAGCACUACAGAGUGCAUUUGACGCUUCGUUUCCACCUGAAACUCAAGAUUCUCACAGUGGUAAUCUUUUGGAUAAUUCAAAUGUGGAUACAUUGGUACGAGAUAUAGAACAUGAUCUGGAAACUCCGUUCAGUCCGGCUUUAAUUGGGGAAAAAGUAAAUGAACCCAAUAUUGUUGCUCAAUCAGAUGAAGUCAUGCUACUGCAGAACAUCGCUAACAAAGAUGGGAAGAAAGAACAGACUAGGGACAAGGAAGAACCUCUAUCUAAUGGAAACCUUAGAACUAGCAAGAGGAGGUCUUCAUUCUCCAAUUCAGGAUAUCCGGAAAGCGGAACAAAGACUACUCCAGUUCCAGCAAGGCAGCCAAGCUAUAUGGCUGCAACGGAAUCCUUAAAGGCAAAGUUGCGAGGACCACCCAUAUUAGAUUAUGAUUCACCGGUUGACAAGAAUAGCUUCACCCGCCGCCAGUCUCUCCCGUCUGCUGCAAACAAUAGAGGAAUCAAAGUGGAAUGGAGGCGCUGAAGAGGCUAUGAAACUUCCAUCUGAAGAGUGCAACGUUGCGGUGGAUGAAGUCUGCUGCUGUUUGUGUAUGGUUCUGUUGUUCUGUCUACGUUGUAAAGAUACGUUGGUAUGAUGGUAUCCCAGUGUUGAACUAGCUUCGUGGUGAUCGUUUUCUACCCCGCUAUUUUCUUUGAGUUAUGCAUAGUUCCUUUGUGCCAUGUUCUGUGUAUAGCUACAGUCACCACUCAUUUGGCUCAUCUCUGCUGUGACGAUGAGACGGAAGACUGCUUGCAUUAUGAAUUUACGAGGUGCAAAAUGUGGGUAAAUUACAGU